Messenger RNA from Pyrgilauda ruficollis (rufous-necked snowfinch), 3588 nucleotides. RefSeq names its product caspase-8-like. Gene Ontology annotation, molecular function: protein binding; cysteine-type endopeptidase activity. Bases 1505 to 2884 code for a protein of 459 amino acids. NCBI's taxonomy places the organism in Eukaryota, Metazoa, Chordata, Aves, Passeriformes, Passeridae. Gene Ontology annotation, biological process: proteolysis; apoptotic process; negative regulation of extrinsic apoptotic signaling pathway via death domain receptors. The transcript has 8 exons. The record is from RefSeq and is a predicted model, not a curated record.
UCUAGUGCUAUUGGGUGCCAUUUCUAGCUUGCACUAUUUUUAGGAGGGGAGUUUUGCAUCACACAGAACAUUGAAAUGCAGCCAGUUUUCCAAAACAUGAUGGUCCCUUUAUGAUAAUGAAGAAGUCACAUUUAUGCCACAGAUAAGAAAAAUGUUUCAUUCUUUAGGGGAAAAUAUAACACUGUGAUGGAAUUGUGAGGUUUCUGGCUUGCAGUUACUGUUCAGACUUGAUGCACUCAUUUUGUAUGUUUAGGAAACAAAUUUUUAUCAGUCUGGAGUAACCAUUGACUUUGUUUUGUUGGAUCUUGUUUUCAUUUUUAGUUUGGUAGACAGGGAAUGCCAUCAUGUUCUCUUGCUUUUUCUGUAGAGACUUCUGUCUGGGUAAUCUCCAGUGAAAUCAUAGAUAAGUAAAGGCAAUCAGAAGAGUCUGAGCUUACUGAGCCUUGCGUUCCGUGGGGGGAGGGAUCCACCCUUGUGAAGUGUGAAAGACUGGUAAAGUCUGCCUUGUUCAUGAGAAGUUUGUGUAAACAGUUUACACUACCCCGAUUUGGACUAUUUAGUGUAUUUCACUUCUGUGUGUUGAGGGCUGUGUUUGUGUGGCUUCAGAGUGUAAUACCUGGGUGCAUGCAGUGGUACUUGUCAGCACCAGCCCAAAGGCAGGACAGGCUGGAACUGGAGCUGCCAUCCAGCCACUUGGGCAUUUCUGAGUGAUCUCCUGCAGGGUGUUGUGAGAUGGAAGUUUGCAACUCUUGGGGAGAGUGGGUCAGUUUUGUACAACUCAGGUAUUCAUCAGUCCCUGCUGUCCACACUGUACACCUUUCCUGUAACUCCAGUGAUACAGAGCUGUGCCAGAAAGAAACUGGUCACAAACGCAAACAAACAAAUGUGGUUGGUUGCUCGUGGGGCUUACUGGUAGCAUACAGACUCAUGCACGUGUGCACUCUCCACCUACAGAAUUAAGGAAGGGUUGUGUCUUGUGCAGCCCCUGCAUAGACAGAUUUAAGUGGAACUAGUGUAAAAAGUCUUCUAGGGAAGUUGCUGUCUUGGCAAGAUCAUGAUCUUCAAGUGGUAAUUAAGUUUCCUGGUAUCCUGUCCCUUGUGUCAUUUCCGUGCAGGAGCUGUGUGUCCCGCCUUGUUACAGUUGCUGAGCAGGCAAGAAGCUGCAGCAGUUUUCCUGCCUCAAGAUCACCCUUUCCAGGGAGAUGAAGUUUUGGCAGGCUGUACAAGGAAAAUAUUGGGUCACUGAGACGGUUCUGGAGGAAACCAGAGUGCAGGGGAGCGGAGGGGAAAGGACAAACUGUCUUUAAUAAAAGGACAGUAACUUUUCCAGGAAGGGCGAGAGGAAGAAAUCAAAAGUGAAACUAAUAGAACCAAAAGGGGUGGACCUUCCAGCUGCUGAUUGAGAGGAGAAGCCAUUAUCUAUUUGUCAUAGUGCAUAUCACGGCACGGUGGCUCUUUCAGACUGCAACUGAAGUCUUGGUUCAGAUCCAAAUCCUGAUGUGAAAUGAGUACAGAAUUCCACAAACUGCUUUUUGAAAUUUCUGAGGCUUUGGUGACAGACGAACUGGCAGCUCUUAAAUUCCUCAGCCUGGACCAUGUCCCCAGAAGGAAGCUGGAAGCCAUCCAUGAACCCAAGGCCUUCCUUGAAGUGCUGCAGGAGAAAGACAUGAUCGGGGCAGGGAAUCUGUUCUUCCUGAAGGAGCUGCUCUACCGGAUCCAUCGGAUCGACCUCCUGACUGCCCACCUGGGCUCCAGCCGCGAGGAGAUGGAGAGAGAGCUGCAGGUCCUGGGCAGGGCACAGGUGUCAGCUUACAGGCAACUGCUGUAUGGAAUUGCAGAGGACUUGACUUCAGAAGAUGUCAGAAGUGUGAAGUUCCUGCUCCAAAAACAACUACCAAAGACCAAGCUCCAGGAAAAUGCUUCAAUGUUGCAGGUCUUUCUGGAAAUGGAAAUAAAUGGGAUAAUUAAAGAAGAUAACCUGACAGUGCUGAAAGAUAUAUUACAGAGAUUUAGAGCUGACAUAAAGAAAAAAAUUGAUGCCUAUGAAGAAGGAAAAAAAGAAAAUUAUUCCAGGGAAGAAGUCCGCUAUCCUGUGUCUGUGUCUGUGUAUCCAGAGGAACAAGGAGCAGAGGGGGAGGCAGAAAAACAGCAUGGGAAAAUAUAUAAGAUGAAAAAUAACCCCCAUGGUUACUGCUUAAUUCUUAACAACCACAUUUUUAGAAAUCCACGUUACAAUAGAGAGGGAACAUUGCAAGAUGGAGAGGCUGUGAAGAGGGUCUUUAAGUGGCUUCAGUUUGAGACAGUUGAGUAUAUGGAUCUAGAAGGAAAAAAAAUAUAUGAGACAAUUAAAGAAUACAGCAAGAAAGAUCACAGAAAUAUGGACUGUUUUGUUUGCUUCAUUUUCUCCCAUGGUGAAAAAGACAAAAUAAAAGGUGUUGAUGAUGAAUGCGUAAAUAUUGACGAUUUAGUCUCCUGCUUCACUGGAACUAAUUGUCCUUCUCUUGCUGGCAAACCCAAGGUGUUUAUUAUCCAGGCUUGCCAAGGCUCUGUACGUCAUCCAUCUGUUGCAGUAGAAUCAGACUGUUCUGGACCUCUUGAGGUGGAUGCUAGUCCUUUGACUUCCAUUCCUGAUAAGGCUGAUAUUCUGAUUGGCAUGGCCACAGUGGAGGACUACCUGUCCUACCGCAGUCGUAGGACUGGCAGUGUUUACAUUCAAUCCCUCUGUGAGAAGAUGGAGUUGCUUUGCCCACAGCGCGAGGAUCUCGCAGCCAUCCUGACAGAAGUGAACAAUGAAGUGGCAAAAAGAGAAUUAGAAGGAUCUAAGCAGAUGCCAAAGAUAACAUCAACACUACUGAAGAAACUGAUCUUUGAAGUUCCACAAUGAAAAGCAGACAAGAAUACACUCAGUUAGGAAUGACAUCUGGGCUUUGACAGGGAAGAGAAUUUACAUAAGAAAUUAUCUGGAUCUGUGUAGUAGUCCCAGCCCUUUAAGGAGGCAUAGGACCUAAAUUUUCCAACUUCCACAUUGAAUCAGUCUUCCAAUACCUGGAUCUGUAAUGGUCGGGUAAGGCUGUGGAAAACUACAGAUCAUCAGGCUUUUUGUCCUGCAGAAGAAGUGGAGUAUGUUCAAUCUGGGUUUCGAGUGAGAAAGGACUUUCAACUAGUACUGUAAAAGUCAUUGGAAUUGUCAAUGUAGUCCCAUUUGUGUCUAAGUCCCUAAAAUAUGCAAAAAAAGAACAGAUUCAGAAAGUUGGAUGCAUUCCCAAGCAGCAUGUGUAAGGCUGUAACUACCUUACCCAGAGGUGAAUCGUUGUAUGUCUUUGGAAGCUAUAAAUGGUCAUGGAAAAUAACAUCCUGCUCCAGAAGGACCAAAACCCCAUGAUUAUGUUAGUUUGGUUCUUUUCUUCUAAAUAUUUGGUUGGUUUAUGUCAAUCAUUUACUUGAAUAAGCAGCGCAACUAUGUAAGUUUUUCAGUAAUAAAGCUUCUCACUUCUCUAUUUCUCAGAGCUCUCAGGGCACAGUGUGUCUUGAAUGACUGUAGAAUACUGGAAGGAAGUUCUGUAAUCGUGUUCCUGUUAGAAUAAAUUC